Bombus pyrosoma is the source of this 1719-nucleotide messenger RNA. RefSeq names its product testis-specific serine/threonine-protein kinase 1-like. The transcript is spliced from 8 exons. Gene Ontology annotation, biological process: protein phosphorylation; intracellular signal transduction; microtubule cytoskeleton organization. Bases 366 to 1463 code for a protein of 365 amino acids. Gene Ontology annotation, cellular component: cytoplasm. Gene Ontology annotation, molecular function: tau-protein kinase activity; protein serine/threonine kinase activity; ATP binding. Lineage: Eukaryota; Metazoa; Arthropoda; Insecta; Hymenoptera; Apidae. The record is from RefSeq and is a predicted model, not a curated record.
UAUUUUACAGUAAUUAGUUUAAUAGUUGAUAAAAUGGGUCGAUUAGCAGAGGUGAUUAGCGAACAAUCAUCCGAGAAGUGUAAAACUUUUGUAUUCAUGGGUGAAGGUUAUACUUUGGGAAAUUCUUUAGUAGCAGUAAUCUCGCAAAAGUACGCCGCAUUAAUUAAAACAAGGAAACAUAUACUUGAGGAUCCAAGCGAAAAACGGAAAAGCUAUAGACAUACUAAGAAAAGGAUUACAAGAUUUUGAAAAGAUUUGUGAUCACACUUUAGAAACUUUCAACAAUGCUUAUGAACAGUUUAAGACUUCUAGAGAUAUGUUUGUAGAUAGACCAGUAGGAUGUCACUUGUGGAUCGCGAAAUCUCAUGACGAGUUUGAGUCAGACUUCGUCCGAGGAGGCAGUUUUAUUAGCACGCGGUUAUAAAUUUCUAAAAAAGCUGGGAGAAGGUGCUUACGCGAAGGUGUAUCUGGCGGAGUAUAAACCAGAAUCAGAUCCAGAAAGGAAUAGUACUUUGGCUUGCAAAGUGAUAGACACCGGGCUAGCGCCGAAAGAUUUCGUCCGAAAGUUUCUUCCCCGAGAGCUCGACAUCCUGGUGAAAUUGAAUCACCCUCACGUGGUGCAUGUACAUAGUAUAUUCCAAAGACGUACAAAAUAUUUCAUAUUUAUGCGUUACGCCGAGAACGGCGAUCUUCUGGAGUUUAUACUGAAGAACGGUGCGGUUGCAGAGGGACAGGCGCGUGUAUGGUUUCGACAACUUGCUCUUGGUCUUCAAUAUUUACACGAAAUGGAGAUUGCUCACAGAGACAUGAAAUGCGAGAAUGUUCUACUAACGUCAAAUUUCAAUGUCAAGCUUGCGGAUUUUGGAUUUGCUCGCUACGUGAUAGAUAAUCGAGGUAAACGCGUUCUGAGCGAUACUUAUUGCGGUUCUCUAUCGUACGCUGCCCCAGAGAUCCUUCGUGCUUCCCCAUACAAUCCAAAGAUCGCGGAUCUCUGGUCCCUUGGCGUCAUCCUCUACAUUCUUUUAAACAAAUCAAUGCCCUUUGACGACACUGAUAUCAAACGUCUGUACGAGCAACAAACAAAUCGCAAAUGGAAGUUCCGGAGUAAAAUCGCAGAAACCUUAAGCGAACAAGUAAAGAAGCUAGUGACUCGUCUUUUGGAACCUGAUGUCUCGAAACGCUGGAAGCUGGAUCAGACAUUGCACAGUGAAUGGAUUGCAAUGGAUCCUAGACUUCUGGUACUCACACCAGCUGAACAGACUGCUCUUAACAACGCAAUGCAGGAGAGGAAGAAAAUCGAAGAGAAAUUCUCUACGAAAGAUCCUAAAUUGUUCAAAGUGGAGGAAAAGAAAAAAAUGAACAAUACGGCUAAUGCGAAACCUGAAGAGGUCACCGUGAUUAAGAAAGCUGCCAGAGUAACAAUGUCUUCUGUAGCUGCUGGACCCAUAUUUAAACGCCCGUAGCGUUCAGGAGUAUACGUAUGUUGAGCUUUGUAUGAGUCUUCACGACCAUAAACCAUCAAGUUACUAUCAGGAGAAUUUUUCUACACCUUCAUACAUCUUGAACAGUUUUAUACACCUCUUAAAGGUUCUAUUUUAUUAGUUUCUUUCAUACUGAAUAACAAUAAUCAUACAUCAUUUAUUGUACAUUGAGACACCCAAAUAUUAGCAAAAUAAUAUUUAAUAUACUUUUGUUUAAAUUUCUCAGUUACAUAUAAAA